UUUUAUAGCUUUUUGUUUAGUUAUCGAUAGGUAAGCGAAACAGCUGACCGGCUUGCAUUUGUUUUGUUCGCAACUACGAACUAUUUCUGCAAAAUGGAUUUCCAGCGAAACGAUGCUAUGCUAAUGGAAAUUCUGCAGAACCGGAAGUCAAUCACCGGAUUCCUGGACACAAUUUUCGGCUUCCUUCGGCGAAAUACUGAUUUUUAUCACACAAAACGCGAUGAAUCGGAUAAAAUAGGAUUCCCUAAGGGCAUGAGAGAUCAGAUUCUAUAUGGAGCCAUGCAGCGCUAUGAUCCGGAUUGUUUGCUUCAAACGAUGACUGCUGAAGAUGGUGCCACAGGAGACGAUGGUGCAGUUGCUCCGCCCGCCAUCGAAGAAGUAACCAUAGAAAGUGAAGAUCUGAUAAGUACGAAAGAUACAAUUCUCAACGAGAAUCCCCAACCACAAAAAACAAUAGAUGAGCAAACAUUCUCCGCCAGCGACUAUAAAAAUGGAGCUGUGUUCGAAAACCAUUGCUGGUCACAGACCCUCAAAGAUGUGGAGUUGCAAGUUCGGCUACCUAAGGACCUUCAAGCGGCAAAGAAGCUUAACAUUCUAAUCAAAGCCCAACAAAUCAAAGUAAGCAGUAAGCUAAAUACCCAGAUAAUAAUCCUCGAGGGAAACCUGAGUCAGCGUAUCAAACACAACGAGGCGGUGUGGACUAUAGACCAAAACCGGUUAAUCAUAAGUUGUGACAAGUCCAAAGAGCUCUGGUGGGAACGACUCUUUGAAGGCGAUCCAGAAAUAGAUGCCAAGAAGAUAGAUUGCGAGCGAUAUAUUGACGAAUUACCGGAGGAUACACAAGCCACAAUUGAAAAACUCAGGUUCCAGCAACUGGCAGCAGAUAAGGCACAAAGUGAAAUUCAGUCCUCGAACCCCGAACAAAAUAAAACCUUAGAUCGUUUAAGAAGUGCCUGGGAUGCUGAAGGUUCCCCAUUUAAAGGUCAGCCCUUUGAUCCAUCUAUUGUGAGAAUGAGUUAA
This is a messenger RNA of Drosophila eugracilis, 1020 nucleotides long. RefSeq names its product nudC domain-containing protein 3. Gene Ontology annotation, biological process: protein folding. The coding region runs from base 94 to 1020 and encodes 308 amino acids. The transcript has 3 exons. Lineage: Eukaryota; Metazoa; Arthropoda; Insecta; Diptera; Drosophilidae. The record is from RefSeq and is a predicted model, not a curated record. Gene Ontology annotation, cellular component: cytoplasm.